Messenger RNA from Dothidotthia symphoricarpi CBS 119687, 1710 nucleotides. RefSeq lists its product as uncharacterized. Lineage: Eukaryota; Fungi; Ascomycota; Dothideomycetes; Pleosporales; Dothidotthiaceae. The transcript has 3 exons. The record is from RefSeq and is a predicted model, not a curated record. Bases 92 to 1300 code for a protein of 402 amino acids.
CGUGUUUGCGUCGAAAUUCUUGAGACCCUGGUGGGUGGGAAAGUUGGAACUUCGAUGCGACGCAUUUGUUCCCCAUCAACACACCAGCACGAUGCAUUCCAUACGGCGGAGCUGUUCCUCCGCGCUGCGCAGUUCGAUUGGCGUCUGCAUACAUGUCAAUGGCACACGGCGCGCGUUCUCGCGUAGCAGCGCUUGCUCACGAGGCGCCCUCCCCGUCUUCCUCACGCCGUCGACCCCCGAACUCGGCGCCCUCCUCGGCUCCUUCAACACCAAAGUCCUCCUCCCCUUCCACCUCACAAAGGAACAAGAGAAGCUAGUCUACAAGCUCGACAACCGCGCCAAGCUCGACGCCGAACCCGUAGAAAUCACACUCGGCGACGUGACCCUCCCGCUCACACACAUCAACCGCAACAAAGACCUGCCGAACACAUGGCGCUCGCUGCGGGCCAUCGUCACCCAGAGCACAACAAGAGAGGACUGGGAAAAUGUCGUGCGCGUUAUGGAGGGAUGUGAGAAUGCGGGGCGACAUGUAAAGCCUGCGUGGCAGGAGAUGAUUGUUCGGACGCUUUGUGCGAAUGAUAUGCACCAUUUGGUUCUCAAGGCGCUGCAACGGCCAAAGGCGACGGGGUUGAGGUUGCGCGAGUACGGCGUGUUGAGGCAGGUGAUGAAGGGUGUGCAUGAAAAGGCUGCGCUCGCAGACUGGGAAGAGGAGGAUACGGCCAAAGCGCUGAGGUUGGCAAAGCAGAUUGUGGAGUUGAUGGAUGAUGCGGAACACCAGGCGGACAGGCAGAGGGGGGAGAUGCUGCAGAAGGAUGAUGUGAGGGGGCGGCCGACAGUAGUUGCGCUGCCGACAGAGUUGGCUGCUGUGCUUGCGGAGCGAUAUGGAGGAGAUGUAGCUGAAGUCAAGAAGAUGGCAGGGAGAUUGAUGAAUGCGUUGAAGCAGCACGAGUAUAUGACUACUAUCAACCAAGUCGAAUCCCUCGCCUCUAAAACCUCCGACGACUUCAAGAACGGACCUCGCCAGGUGGCUGCAUUGACUACUCACUGCUACGAGCUCUUCGACCUGAUCCUCGUCUGGAACGCGCUCCGAACAUCUCGCAAGGUGCUCGGCGCUGACAUGCCCAUGGCCGAGGAAGCACUGAAGUUCGAGCAGAAGAUCGAGCAGGUGCUGGAAGAUGGCGUAAAGGCGGCAGACAAGCUGGGGGCUAGGAACGGCCAGCGACUUUUCAGUAGUGAGGAUGGAGGGCUUCCGGGCCGUGUUAGAGAUGCUAUCCAGAGGUGUCGGAGUGAGGCAUCGUGAGAACACUAAGGAGAAUCAUGGGUAGAGGUGUGUUUGAGUCCAAGACGCUGUAUGUUGGUGUAUGUGUACCUGUAUGACGAUUGAGAUGGAACAUGAGUUCACGAUCUGCUCUUUCACAGCUCCUCUUUGGUGAGCGGCCUUGCAUACUCUUACCUUUCCAAGCAUCGUCGGAGAUGCCGAUGAACAAUGCUCAACUACCUUGAGUUUCUCGAGAUGACAAAACCGUGAAUUUUGACUGAGGUUCCCGGUUAGUCAAAUUGCUAGGAACCAAGGUAUAACUAAAUCUCGUAACGGCUGGACAAUUACAUUCCAGAUUAGCGUUGGAGUCUUGUGCCUAGAUUCCUAGCAGAAUACAUCUAGCAUGCGCUUUGGUAAUUCUUAUAGGCGCACUUAUGUGUUUUGUAGUUGCC